This is a messenger RNA of Patiria miniata (bat star), 3580 nucleotides long. Its product is annotated as serine/threonine-protein kinase greatwall-like. The transcript has 12 exons. The record is from RefSeq and is a predicted model, not a curated record. NCBI's taxonomy places the organism in Eukaryota, Metazoa, Echinodermata, Asteroidea, Valvatida, Asterinidae. The coding region runs from base 98 to 2707 and encodes 869 amino acids. Gene Ontology annotation, cellular component: nucleus. Gene Ontology annotation, molecular function: protein serine/threonine kinase activity; ATP binding. Gene Ontology annotation, biological process: intracellular signal transduction; peptidyl-serine phosphorylation.
ACUGAACACGGAUAACAGCGGAUUUUUAAUUUUUCGUCUGCGCCGAGAAAACGGAGGUUGUUGACGAUUGUUGACCGAGAAAUGAUUGUCCUUCUUGAUGGAUAGCACAGAGACGACCUUUGAUAUUUUAAAACGCCAAAAUCUUUCUCAACGUGUAAAAUAUAUGGAUGAAAAUGUGCCGUCUACGACGAAAUCAAAGGCAAGGAUGCCGACAAUUGAAGACUUCACCAUUCUCAAACCAAUAAGCAAAGGAGCAUUUGGGAAAGUCUACCUUGGGAAGCGAGCAGACCGAGAUGAAAUAUACGCCAUCAAAGUCAUGAAGAAAUCGGAUAUGUUGCACAAGAACAUGGUGCAGCAGGUCACGGCCGAGAGAGACGCACUGGCACUGUCCAAGAGCCCCUUCAUUGUCAGGUUGUUCUACUCAAUCCAAACAGCAAAGUGUAUUUACUUGGUGAUGGAGUAUAUGAUCGGAGGCGAUCUCAAGUCUCUUCUGCAAGUCUGUGGUUACUUUGACGAGGCGAUGGCCGUUAUGUACACAGCGGAGAUUGUGCUGGCUUUGGAGUAUCUACACAGUCACAGCAUUAUACACAGGGAUUUGAAACCGGACAAUCUGUUGAUAGCUGACAACGGCCACAUCAAGUUGACUGACUUCGGACUCUCACAGAUCACACUCAACAAAAGAAUCAGUGUAGCAGACAUCAUGAGUACCCCUUCUGUUCCCAGGCGUGGAUCCACGGACCACUUCCGCACCCCUGGCCAGCUCCUGUCACUCACAACCAGCUUUGCCUUCAAUCAAGCCUCCGCAAUGAAGACCAGACCCCCACAGUCUCCCCACACCACACCCCUGACCGCACUGGGCAACAAAACCCACCACAGACCGUUGCCGAAGACCCACGAGAGACGCGACAGGUCCAACAGCUACAUCAGCCUGAUUAAAUCCCCGUCCCCUGCUGGGUCCUGGUCAAUGGUCACGGAAGAAUCCUCCAUCAGUAAAGGUCUUGGUAGCGUUCUCGAGGAGGAACCACGUGGCGGUGAGCCAGCUGACAACACUGGUGGUGAUGUUGGGGUCAAAGUUCAAGAGAAGGAGAAUCGAUUCGGUCUGAUGGAGACCCCGCUGAAUUCUGGAGGGAGGCGGAGACUGGGGAAAGGGAAGGAGGGUCUUAUCGGGAGUGGUUCUGGGCAAGGCGCUAAAAGGUUCUUAGACAGUGGAUCGCCGGCACCGAUUAUGAGCCUGGCUUUUGAGAAUGCUCGGGUUAAGACAUCCCCGAUGUCAUCCCCAGAUCUUGGGUACGAUAGUAGAGGUUCUCACGAUGGGUUUUGUGGUAGAGCCGGUGGCUCGGAAGCUGGUAGUGAGGACAAGGACAGCUUACAUCCACACAGUCCUCAGAAAGUCACAUCCUCAACUCCGCUAACGUCUCCGCAACUCGAUGCACAUCACUCUACUCCCGACGAUGCUGCCUCUGGGAGGUCUUUGGCUUCUCCUGGAGAUUCAAGCGACAAGAUGUUGACUUCUCAACCUAAGAGAACUUACAGCACGGACAGCGACGAGUUUGCGUUGGCCGAGAGUCCAGAGAUCUCUCGUGGAAGGGUGCUGACCUUCGGUUCCGGUGAUGUCGCUGGACUGCACAGCGUGGCUGGACGAAAACGCAAACUCUCCGAGCUGUCGGAUAUCAGUCCUGUAGGAGAGGGUGGUUUCUUUAGCGGAGGAGGGCACACAGGUCUUACAAUGGAGGUCAACGUAAUGGGUCUUGGUGGAUCAGGUCCCAGCACCGACGCAGCCAACAGGUCGGCAUCUUCGAGCCUCACCUCAUCCCUCAGUGAAAGCCUCGAAGAGUCAUCAGACCUCAGUAAAGGUUCCGACGGCGGGAAUGACCACCACAAAGCCAAGAGACCCAAGCGCAACGUCAGCUUUGAUUUAGAAAGCGGGCCGACGCUCGUGCGCCCCCGACUGAACACGUACCUGGAGCGGACUGCCAAGAUGGCAACGUACGAAGAGGAGAAACCGCUGGACCAAUCGGACGCCAGCAUGGAUGAGAACGACGAGGAGCCCGGGAACCAACUGCCACACUUGCCUGUGUCAAGUGAUCAUGACAUCAUCACAGAAUGGGCUGAUAAAAAGCCGACUAGGACGCCAUUCAGAUCCCACAGUGCUACCCCAGCCAAGUCUACCUUCAAGACCCCGGCACACACCCCCUUCCGGACACCGGCGUGCACCCCAUACCGUACUCCGAAGAGUGUGCGCAGGGGACCUACGCCAAACGAGGCUCACCCGGAGAGAAUUCUUGGCACUCCGGACUACCUGGCUCCGGAACUGCUGCUUCAGAAACCACACGGUGUUGGUGUUGAUUGGUGGGCGCUGGGCGUUUGUUUCUUCGAGUUCCUGACCGGGAUUCCGCCUUUCAAUGACCAAUCACCAGACCUGGUCUUCCAGAACAUCCUGAGCAGAGACAUUCCGAUUCCAGAGGGGGAAGAAGCUUUGUCCCACAAUGCUUUGGACGUCAUCGACCGUCUUCUGACCAUGGACCAGGACAAGAGAGCUACGGCCAAAGAUUUGAAGCCCCACCCCUUGUUCCAAGGCAUUGAUUGGGCACACAUCCGUGAGACCGAAGCCCCAUUCAUUCCUGCGCCAGACGAUAAGACAGACACCACGUACUUUGAUGCUCGGAAUAACAUGCAGCAUCUCCAGAUGUCAUCGUUUUCACUUUGACCGAGGAAUACUUAUGUCAAGAAAAGGGUAAAAUGUGUGGAAAAAAAAUCAUACAUGGCAUUCUAACAAUAUAACAACUCAGGUGUACAGUAAACUUUGUGAAAAAAAAUGUAGAACUAAAGUUGAUACGCGUAUUUCUGUUUAAAUUUACAUAUGAAGAGUUUCUUUCCAAAGCACAGUAUAUCCAUUUGGAAAAAAAGUGAAAAAUGUGCGCAUUUAUCAAAGUUUAUGUGAACAAUAGCUAGCACAAUGCUUUUGCCAUUAUAGGGGGCCUCUGUGGUAGAAAAGAUAGGCGGCCCAUAUUGGUCCAGAGACAAUUCUUUGAUUCAAAAGGGCUCAGACGCGAGAAGCAUUGGCCAUUCUAAAUUUAUAGUCGAGCUUGUUGUAAGCAGUGCAGUAACGCACAAUUUAUUUUAAAGAAAAAGAGCAAAUUAAAUUUAAAACAAUGAAAGCAAAACUACUUAAAAAUUGACUCUCUUUUUACCUUUGUUAGACAAAUGUAAAUGAAUCAUAAACGCAAAAUCAGUUUAAAAACUUAAAAACAAAUGAGUGAUUUGCUUUAAUAGUUGAUAGAGGUAAAUUACAUUAAUUAUGUAGUUAAACAUGUAUACUCAAACAUAUUUAAAGUGAAACUGUCAUAAAUUUUCUUACAAAAUUGAUUGUCGGGUGAAAAACAACGGAGAGAGUCACUUUAAUUUACCUUGACAGUAAACCUUCAAGUGUUAACAGAAAUUGUUACAUUUCAUUGUGAUGCAUUGUGUAUUUGUAUAUUAACUAAACCAAUAUAAGUGUACAUGCAUACAUAUAUGUACUGCUGUUUUUUGAUAGCAUAUAAAGAAAUAAAUUCCAAAACCAUGGUAUGUGGGUAAAAUA